This is a messenger RNA of Sceloporus undulatus (fence lizard), 6118 nucleotides long. It is a transcript of the gene LRRIQ1, whose product is annotated as leucine rich repeats and IQ motif containing 1. The record is from RefSeq and is a predicted model, not a curated record. Lineage: Eukaryota; Metazoa; Chordata; Lepidosauria; Squamata; Phrynosomatidae. The transcript has 28 exons. Bases 261 to 5105 code for a protein of 1614 amino acids. Gene Ontology annotation, molecular function: protein binding.
GUUAAGGGCAGGGUAAAGGAAGCAAGGGGAGACUCACUGUGGCGUAGUGGUUUGAAGGUUGGACUCUGGCUCUGGAGAUCUAGGGUUCGAGUCCCGGUUCCGCCAUGGAAACCCAUUGGCUGACCUUGGAUCAACAGACGAAACAUAACUACGGCAGGCGGACAUUGGUGGACUAGUAGCUCUUUAUACUCUUUGGAGACAAUGCAGUGAACUAGUAAGCUGUGAUAUCAUUCAAGGCAUUGCUAGCAUUUGGCCAGGUGAUGGAAGAUGAUUAUGAUGAUGCAAAAAUUGAAGAAGAAAUAGAACUUGAGUUAAGCAAAAUCGGCUUCUCUUCUUCAGACACAGAUGAUCCUGACACUGAUGUGUCACUGGACAAAGAUUCAAGUGAUAGUGAGGCGAUUUCAGAUGAAUUGCCAGAAUCAGUUGUCCAUUAUCUAAAUUUUGUGCGAAGCAGAAGUCAAAAUGCAGAAAGCCUCAUGUUGCAAGAUUUGGAAAAUGAAGAAAUGUUAAGUGAUAUCUACAGAGUUAUUCCUAAAAAUGCUUCAGAAUGCUUGGCUGAGUUGGCUUCUGAAUAUAAUGAAGAUCCAGAAGAAUUCAAGAAAAGAAUUUUAUCUCAAAUAGAUGAUGAAGAGCAACAAAUGAAUGAGACUCUUGCCAAUGCCAUUGAGCCCAAUAACACUGGAGAUGUUCCUUCCAAUGAAAUUGCUGAUGGAUGCUCUUUGACAGAUGAUAGUGACACUAUCAUGAGCUUUACUUUCCAAGAAGUUGAAGAAAAAUGCAAGCAAGAAUUUGAGAUUUGGGUUGAACAGCAAAAGGAACUUGAAAGUGAAAAAAUAAAGCAGCUGAAAGCUAAGAGAAUUGUAGAAGAAACAGAAAAUGAGGAAGAGGAGAAAAGAAGACAACUGCGCCAGGAAGAGCUAGAGGAUGAACGAAUAAAGUUAGAAAUGUAUCAUGCGCAACAAAAGACUAUGAUGGAAGCAGAACUGCUGAAAGAGGAGGAAGCUUGGAAAGAACAGCUAAGACAGCACACGGAAUUCAUUAACAACUUACACAUACAAAUAGAAGAAGAAAAAAGGGUCUUCGAAGAACAGCAAGCAAUAGAAAGACUAGUAUUGGCAGAACAGCAAAAUACAGCAGCUGUAAAAAUCCAGUCUGCAUUCAGAGCAUUCAUGGUAUACAAAAAACAUGCUCCUGUCUUGAAAGAAUGGAGAGCAGAACUAAAAAGGAAAAGAGAAUUACAAGAAGCAAUGGAAAAGGAACUGAAACAAAAGCAGGAAAGAUGGAAGAGGAGGGCUUUAGAGAAGAAAGAACAAGAGGAGAAGGAGAGAAAGACACGAGUAGAAAAAGAGAGCAAGGAAAAUGCAGAAAAGAUAAAGCGGCAUGAGAUAUAUGAAAGGAAGAAAGAGAUUAUAAGGCUUCAGAGAGAACAACUAAUGUUGGAAAAACUGAAAAGAGAAGAAAAAUGCAAACUAAAAUUUGUGGUAGAAAAAGAAAUGGAAUCUGAAAAUAUAGAUAAAGAAGCACAACUGUUCAAGAAGCAACACAAAGCAGAAAAUGCACAAGAAGAAGAAACUAUAACUGAAAAGGGGGAAAAGGAGGUUGAUUGUAUAGAUAAAGAUGUAGAAAUAACAAAGAAAAUACAAAAGGAGGGGGGAAAUCCCAAAAAACAAAUGGAAGUGGCUCCUCAAAAUACAGAUAAUGCUUUAGGAAAAGCAAAUAUUGAAGAAGAAAUUAAAAAUGAAAAAGAACAAGAGGAAGGCAAAGAUGAAAAAGAAGAAUUAAUGGUGGAUAAAGAACAGAGUAAAGAGGAACAGGAAAGAAGUUCUGAGAAAGAGAAAGAAAAUGCUGAUAAAAGCAGUGAAGAGGGAAAACUGAAAUCCAGAAAGAAAGAUUUUGAGAUAAAUAAUGAGAAAUUAUUAGAAAACAAAGUAAAAGACCACUGUUCAACAGUUUUCGAAUUGCAGCAAAACAGUAAAACGAAUGAUCCCAGUUUUGAAACUAUUGCAGUAAUUAAUCAGGGAAGCAGUAUACAUAACAGUUCUAUGGAUAUGUAUCUAGAUUCUGGAGACACUGUACAGGUAGACAGAUCUUAUGCCUCUGAAAAUAUUAAAACAGAGCACAUUGUAAAAGAUGUUCAUGUGGAAGUCACUGAUCAUUGGACUAAAGGUGAGAAUUUGGACAGUUUUUUGGAGCAACCACUUACACUUUCUGAUUUGAUUGAAGAAAAGAGAUUAGCAUGGAUGAAAACAUGUAAAUCAUGGUCUAGAAUUUAUAGGGAACAUCAGAACAAGAAGUUGGUUGAAAGAAGCAAACCACGGAAAUGUUCAGCUGGCCUGAUGCCUCCACUGAGUGCUGCACUGAUAAUCCAGGCUGGCCCUUGGGAUGCUCUACAACAGGUCACCACAGUUACCUUUCAAGAUUUGCCUGGCUGCAGCCUCUCCACUUUGUCACAGUGUUCAAAGCUUCAAUUCUUGAGUCUUCGACGCUGUGGAUUGCUUACUUUGGAAGGACUCAGCAAUUGCAAAGAUCUAAAGUAUAUAGAUGUAGAGGAGAACAAUAUUCAGUUGAUCAGUUGUGAGAAUUUAGAAAAUCUAUGCAUUCUAAUUCUGAAUAAAAAUAAUAUAUCAUCACUUCAUGGUUUAUAUGGCUGCAGUAAUCUCUUGGAUCUUGAACUUUCCUACAAUAAAGUAACUCGAAUUGGAGGACUGGAGUCAUUAAAAAAACUCCAGCGACUGGUUAUUAAUCACAAUCAACUGAUCAGCAUAAAAGGACUUUCUGAUGCUCCUACUCUAGUAUAUAUAGACUGUUCCUUUAAUCAUCUUACUCAAGUUGAAGGUAUUGAAGAUUGUGGUCUUCUUCAGAUUCUGAAGCUACAGGGGAACAAUCUCAAUGAGUUUCCCAGCCUGGAAAAUCAUGUUUUGCUAAGAGAAUUACACUUGGAAGACAAUAGUAUUUCAUCACUGGAAAAAGUUCCAUUGUAUUGGUUGCCUUUGCUACAGAUUCUCUCUGUCUCACAAAACAGUUUGACUGAGGUUGCCCCUCUUUUUUCGUGUGUGUCUUUGGAAAAGCUAGAUAUCAGCAACAACUGCUUGUUAGAUCUUAAGAGCAUUUUUCAUUGGCUUAAUGGUUGCGAUAGUUUAAGAGAAUUAUCCAUAUUUGGAAACCCACUUCUUCAAGAAGAGAACUGGAGGUGUUCCUUGCUCAGAUUUCUCCCUCAUUUGAAAAUACUUAAUGAUGAAAAUGUAAAUCCUGAUGCAGAAAUCCCAGAUGAAAGAACUAAACAAAGAACACAGCUAGGAAGCUUUGCAGCAUUUUGUCAGGCUCAAAUUCAAGAAAUUGAGAUAGUUAACAAAAAGGCCACCACUAGGUUGAUAGAAGGAUUCUCUGCAGACGCUGUACAACUCCAGUGUUGGUAUUCUGAGAAGCUGAUGAAGCUUAGUAGUGAACACCGAUUUGCACAUGAGUAUGGAGUUCUAAACACAACUAAAGCAGUGGAAACAGAAGAACAGACAGGUCACUUGAACCGAGAAGCUGUUGACAUCAUAGAAAAAAAUAAUUUUAUCAAUGGUGUAAAAGAAAAUAAGCUGGAUUCGUUGGAUACUCUUGAAAGAUGGAUUACGUCUGGACACACUCAAGCUGCAUCUGUUAACUCCUUCAUAACUCUGCCUGAGAUGAGAAAGAAUCAAGGAUACCAGCAAAAGAAUAAAAAUGCUCAAUACUUCCUUAACCACAGUGGGAAAAACAAAGAUAAGAGUGCAUUAAUCAGUCCGAAGAAAAACAAAUUCAACAAGCAAAUCACAGCAAGUAAUCAAGAAAAUUAUCCUCAGCAUUUUGGCAACUCACAAAACUUGGCAGCCACAGUUAUCCAAUCAUACUGGCGAGGCUAUAGAACUCGUAAAGAAAUCAGUUUCUAUACAAGGCUACAUGUCUCAGCAACUGUUAUCCAGUCUUUUUGGAGGAGCUACUGUGUCAGAAAAAAGACUUUAGGUUGCAACCAAGAACAUCUUCAUUUUAUGGACAAACAUAAAGCUGCUACUAUACUUCAGGCACUCUGGAGAGGUUUCCAUUUGCGAAAGAAACUGGCCAUUGCUCUGGCAGCAGUUAAACCAGAUGAAACUGAGGAUGAGUAUAAAGAAGUAAAUAUGAAUGACUUCAUGUUUGAUGAAGCUGUCAUAGAGAAAGAAUGGCCAGCUUUGGAUUCCACCCACUUCCUUUCACAAACACCACUAUCCUCAAACCAUUUGCCCUUGCCAAAGUAUAAUGAAACUGCAAGAUGUGAAGACAAGUCACAUCAUUUAGAGUGGCCUUCACAUAAAAACUGGCAGGUUAGGGAAAGACCAGAAUCAUUCUUGUUGGAAAACAACCAGAUUAGUAACAGGUCAGAGAAGAGAACACUGUCACAGCUCUGCGACAUGAAACCACCUGAAAAGUCAUCGUUAAGAACAGAAAAAGAAGAAAAAAUUUCAGAAGAAUGGGGUUUUAAAGAUAUUUCUACUGCACAGCUAAUGCUGAGAAGAGCUCAUAAAAUGAAAGCAAAGAAAACUAAUACUAAAAAAACUGACCCAGCUGUGCGCCUGGCGUUGUUCAAAAACAAUGAAAAUAAACAUCCCCCUGUGAAACCACCAAAGAAGGCACAGACUACAAAAACUGGUUACUUUGAAGGUAAAGAAGAAUCUUCUCGCACUGAUGUGUCAUCAGAGAAGAUGGAUAGAAACAAAGAACGUACACAUCAAUGGCUUCAUACACAGGUUUGGGAUUAUGAAGGAGCUAGCCCUAGAAAUGAAACAUGCAAGCACUUCUUACCUGAGAUAGACCCAGAAGUUCUCAAAGGAGGGAGAGUUCAGUUUGUGACAAGUCCUGUAAAGAGAGAAGACACAGAUUUAGAGCUUGUUUCCGUGACCAGCACAAGUACUUUUACUCAGAACAGAGAAAAAAAUAAUCAGCCACACAGACACUCUGCAGGAUCUUCAAAAAAGGAUGCACCUGCACCUGAGAGAUCACUUUUGGGACCCUCACAUAAGGAGCGGAUAUCAUUUCGAGAUCAUCCGGUUCAGCUCAGCGGUGGAUGGGGAAGUGGCAAAAAGAAAGGAAAACCUUUGAAAUAGUAGUUGGACUUGCAGCAUUUAAAAAAAUAUGGAGAUCUGUUUCUUUUCAGGAGGCCUGUGAGUUGCCCUCAUUUUUGGAUACCACAAAUGCAAAGUUCCUAAGCAAUUAUAUAUGAUGUAUUUUACUCUGCCUAUUUUUUUUCCUGCCUUUUCAUUUCUUGGCAAAGAAGUUUUAUAAAUGUCAGAGUAAUAACAUUAUUUGUACCUGUAAUUUAUUUGUGCAAUAUGAUUUAAGAUUCAAUAGUACGUCUGUGAUUAUUAACCAAAAGAACAAAUCUGGAUGUGUACAUACAAUAAUCAUUUUUAAUUUCAUACUGGUCUGUGGAUGAGACGGCCUAAUCCAUAGCUGACCUGAGAUACUUUCACUAAACUCAGUUACUGCUCAGUACAAAUCUUGAUCACAAGAGGGGGAAGGAUCAAAAUUAAAUUCUCCUGGAUAUUUUGGUUAGCAUAGAUUGGAAUGUAUCUCUGUUUAAAAAAAUACAAUGUGGAAUGUUCACCUUUCUCCAAAUAUAUUGAUAAUGUAAAUAGGUUUUGUGUAAAAAUGCUUGGAAUUCUACUGAAUUAGUUGCAUAGCCAGAUGGGCUUCAAUGAGUGCAUGUCCAUAGCACAUCAAAUUCUGUAAUGUGAUAUUAAGAUGUGUUUCAUAAUGGUAAAUUAUGUUUAUCACUUUGUAAUCCUGUGACAGUCUCCUUACAGUCUGCUCCCCUCUUUUUCAGAAUUAAAGGAUGAAUGUUAAACAUUAUGGAGUAAUUUUGUUCUCACCUGUUGCUUCUCUGUGUCAAUAAGAACCUACUAUUUGCUGCCGCGUGUUAGGCUUACCACAUCUGUGCCACUGGCAUUAAUGGUUAUUUGAAAUACAUCAGUGCAUACAUGCCACCAUUCUUGAAGUAGUGUUUUGUUAAGCAUGGUACAAAUUGCUGAUGGGAUCUGGGGAAACGGUUAUUUGGUUUAAAAUAAUAAACCACUGUAAUCUCAACCUACUAUUGAACUUGAGAUGUAAAACCUAAGAG